GCUGAGCAGAGCCAUUCAACAAGCAAGCAAUGGCGCUGAUCUCGGCCAAGGACCGAACCAAAGAGUUCCUGUCUGCCGUCGCGACUGCCCAGCGCACCUCCGCCGCGGCCUCCGCAUUGCCCGGCAGCAGCAGCAGCAGCAGCAGCACCUCCAGCAGUAGUAGCAUGGCGGGCGGCGGCAGGCUCGGCAGUCGCGACGACCCCGGCGUUCCCCUCCUCACUUCGCCUGGCUCGUCGUCGUCCUCGUCCUCGUCCUCGUCCAUGCCGCGCACUCAGUUUGCGCUCAUCGCCAAGCAGAUCGCAAUGGACAUUAACAGCACGUUCGGCAAACUCGAGCGCUUGUCUGCUUUGGCAAAGAAAAAGUCGCUGUUCGAUGACCGACCUGUCGAGAUCCAGGAGCUGACGUACAUUAUCAAGCAGAGCAUUGGCCAGCUGAACGAGCAGAUCGCGCAAUUGCAGCGCAGUCAGAGCGGAUCCAAGCGACGCGAGCAGGAAAAGAAGCACUCGGACAACGUUGUCGUCUCGCUGCAAUCAAAGCUCGCAAACAUGUCCAAAGAGUUCAAGUCGGUGCUUGAAGUCCGAACGCAAAAUUUGAAAGAUCAGCAAGAGCGACGAGAGCACUACUCCACGGGCCCUGCGUUGGCAGGCAGUUUGGACGCACCCAGCAGUAGUGGCGGCGCAGGCUCCAUUGCUCUGGAUCUGACCGGCUCGAAUUACCAACAAAUGCAACAAAUGCAACUGGUUGACAAGCAGGAUGCUUAUAUCCGAUCGCGCGAGGACGCUGUAACAACGAUCGAGUCGACAAUUGUGGAGCUUGGUGGCAUUUUCCAACAGCUCGGCACGUUGAUUCACGAACAAGGCCAAAUGGUUGAAAGAAUCGAUGCAAACAUUGAAGAAACCGAAGUCAAUAUUAAUCUCGCGCACAGCGAAAUCGCCAAGUACUUUGAGAACAUUUCCAGCAACCGCUGGCUCAUGAUCAAGAUUUUUGCCGUUUUGAUAGUAUUCUUUAUUGUUUUCGUCGUGUUCUUUGCUUAACGAAGAAUAGGUGAAGACGUGCUUGAUGAUUGUCUUUGUUUUGGUUCCUUGUUGCUUAUUCUUUUUGUUGUUCCAAUUGAUAAUUAAUCGUUC
Messenger RNA from Capsaspora owczarzaki ATCC 30864, 1127 nucleotides. RefSeq names its product syntaxin 5A. The record is from RefSeq and is a predicted model, not a curated record. Gene Ontology annotation, cellular component: endomembrane system; Golgi membrane; SNARE complex. Gene Ontology annotation, biological process: intracellular protein transport; vesicle fusion; endoplasmic reticulum to Golgi vesicle-mediated transport. The transcript has 6 exons. NCBI's taxonomy places the organism in Eukaryota, Filasterea, Ministeriida, Capsasporidae. Gene Ontology annotation, molecular function: SNARE binding; SNAP receptor activity. Bases 30 to 1034 code for a protein of 334 amino acids.